Molecule: messenger RNA, 3254 nt
Organism: Myodes glareolus (Bank vole)
Lineage: Eukaryota; Metazoa; Chordata; Mammalia; Rodentia; Cricetidae
Gene: Nemp2
Product: nuclear envelope integral membrane protein 2
Cellular component (GO): nuclear envelope
Source: RefSeq, a predicted model, not a curated record
GGUGGCUGGUGCUCUGGCUGCCGCUCCUGGCCACUCUGCCCGCGGACGCGGUGCAGGAGGAGGAGGAGGCGGUGAUGGCAGCUCCUAGGUGUAAAUCUCUGAAGGAAGCAGACUUCAUUGAAACAUCUACGUCAGACUGUUACUGCUACAGUCAAGAGCAAAUACAGUGGACAUGCAUGUGGUCGACGGUGCAGGUGACCGUCGCCAGUCCUGGCCUGCUCAGAAUUGUGUACAUCACAGGGAGCCGUAAUUGCCAGCAUCCGGAAACCAUUCUAUCAUUUAUCAAAUGUGUGAUUCAUAACUUUUGGGCACCAGAGGAGCUUAAGGGACUGAUCAUGGUCUUCAGUCCAUACGGAGAAACCGUAUGCUUCUCCGUGAAGCCCAUCGGGAGGGUGUCGACCUACAUAGUGAGCGUGGACCGACACACUGUGGACCUCAGGCUACUCCUUCUGUUUGUGGCAGGCCUUCUCCUCUUCUUUUCUGCAAAGACCUUGAGCCAAAGCCCUGUUUUCUAUUACUCGUCGGGCACUGUGUUAGGUGUGUUCCUGACACUAGUCUUUGUCCUUCUGAUGGCCAAGAGACACAUUCCAAAGGUAGUUUAUGUCGGGUACCGGCUGACGGAAGACCUGAAGAGGCCGUGGUGUGGACACAGACUGUACGUAUUAGGCUAUUUCCUGGUGGUUGGGCUCUGUAGCUUUGCCGCCUGCUACUGGCACGGGCCCCUCACUAGCGCGUGGAGCAGAGGCCUUCUGAUGUGGACACUGCGGUUCCUCUCCCUGGUCCUGGUCUACAUGGGGGCAGCCGUGCCUCAGUUUGCCUACGCCAUCAUGGGCCUCCUCCUGUUCUCCCGGAGCCUGCGCUAUCUGCUGAGAGCGCUCAGCUAUCUGAGGUGGAAAAUGAGGCUGUGGCUCACAACAGAACCGGUGGUGAAGCUUCUCACCGAGGACGAGUACAGGGAGCAAGCUGAGGCCGAAACAGCCAGCGCUCUGGAGGAACUGCGCCGUGCCUGCUGCCGGCCCGACUUCCCUUCCUGGCUGGCUGUCUCCAGGCUCCAGACUCCUAAAAAGUUUGCAGACUUUGUUCUCGGAGCGAGCCACUUGUCCCCCGAGGAAGUCAGCACACACGAGAGGCAGUACGGCCUUGGGAGCACCUUCUUGGAAGAGCAGCUCUUCAGCCUGCAGGCUGACAGUCAACCUGCAAGCUGACCUCAGUGUGAACGAGGGAUGGGGUGAAAGGCAAAGAUCCCCGUUCAGUGGUCGUGGGCAACGCGUGCACGGCUGAGGACAAGCACGUGUGCCGAGAACUCGCCUCCGGCAGCCCGCUUACUGUGCCGUAGGUGGCUUAAGGAUUCUAAGAAUCAUGGCCACUUGCCCCAAAUGAAGACGACUUUGGUUAGGACAGUGGGACCUUUCCUUUAGCUCAGUAAGCAAGGUCAGAUACCGUCCCAGCCCCGGGUUCUAGCUUCACUCUUGAUGCGGUGAAGCUGGCUCAGAAGGCUGCCUUGCUCUCCCUCCGUUUCUUGAUAGCAGUGUUUUCUAAAGUGCACUCUGCGUGGUACUAGUUAGGGCUGAUAACGGCUUCCCGCGCCGGCAUGGUGGACUCAGUCAUACAUAGCAGGUUUCUCCGUCUUCAGUGCUGUGAAGGCAUCGUGGGUCUGAGCGGCAGACAUCGUGCACCAGGGCCGCAGACUUAAUGACCAGAAACCACUUUCCAUGAGAUGAAUAGUUGUUAGAACAUGCUGGGAGGUUCGGGUUUGAGAGGUGUGUCCUCAGCAGCCUUGGCCGUGCGCCAGCCCUGGUGCAACCUGAGACUCAGGUAGACAACCAUUUUCAGACGGAGGGUCAGGGCUGUGUCCUCGGCAGCCUUGGUCUCACGGUGUUGGUGCCUCGAUUUUUGUCUAUGUUGCUUUCUUUUUAAAAUAAUGACCAAUUAGCUAUUUAAUCAUAGCUAUUUAAAACAUUUCUUAGACUAUAUUUCAUGUUUUCACAAGAUUUUAUAUGCAGACAGAUUAUAAUUUUUGUACUUUUAUAUAUUAAAAUUGAAAGCAGGUAGCCAUUUGUGACAUUGAGGUUUAAUUUUUUAAGCUGGUUUUAUAUGUUUGCGAUGGUUUCUCACAAAACAGAUUUUGAUACUACUCAUUUUUUAUAGAGAGAAAAUGAUUGUUUCUUGACCCAUGAUAAACUCCAGCAUGAAAUGAGCCACUAACUGCUUCGACCCCAAAGAAAGGAGCAGACAUGGGUCUAAGGGUUGACUAUGGCAAGCAUUCUGUGAAGGAGCCGCUGGCUUGAUUCUCUGAGGACCAAAUGCAGGCUCGUUUUUGUUGUCUUUGUUUUGGACUGCAAUGAUAAAAACACGAGAAGCCGUCCUGUAUAAAGAAAGACACGGUGAGGGGGACAUACAGCAGUCAUCACUGUCAUUUCUUGAGAGCUGCAAACUCCAUGGAACUUUCUAGAUUGACUCUCAAAUGAUCUCUUUGAAGCAGUCGUCAGUGUUCCUGGAUCUGCUUUCUACAGGCACAUUUAACAUUAGGAGUCUUGGUCCUUUCCUUAGCAACGUUACUCAGGGCAGUCAGCACCUUUACAGGGAGCUCGAUUUUAAAAAUCCAAAGAAUGCCGUGUGGGGAGAGGUGGCCCAGUGGAUUCCCUGCCUUGCAGAGGACCUGAGUUCCGUCUCCAUCACCCACAUGGCAUGGCAGUUCCGGGUGAUCUGGUACCCUCUGACUCCGCAGGCACCAGGCAUGCACGUGUCACACAUGCAUGCACGCAGGCAGAACACUCAGGCAUAAAAUAAAGCUUUAUUUAUACAAAACUGUGAAACGACGUGCCUCCGUUCAUCUUGGCACCUGACUGUCUUGCCAGUAUAGACGAGCGUUCUAACAGGAUUUGGCCACAGCUUAAUGUGGUUUGCCUUUUCUGUAGCUUUAGUUAUUGGUGCUAUAUUGUAAUGUGUCAGGCAUGUCAGUGCUGUGCAUGGCCGUGUUCACCCCUCACUAAGUGGUCUGUCUAAUAUCGACUGCGUUUGUAUGUGACUGACAUGGCGGCACCCACUGCUGCGCCUGCCCGCGCAGCCCUCCUGAGCCACCGGAGACUGCGCUGUGAGGAAGCAGCUCCGACGGCAGCGAGCCCCUGCAGCCACAGUGAACACAAUGGCAGUCUUUCGGGAUGCUGUUUCCGGGCUUAGUUUUGGAAGGAAUCAUGGGUCUGUCAGAUUGUUCUGUGAGAGGCUAAACAAUUAAAGCAUUUCUGGUAACACGC